ACUAACUUCCUGCCCGCCAUCACAGUAACCAAUUGAGAGAAACACAAACCAGAAGCAAACUUUGAGCUAUGAUAUCUAUGAAAAUGUGAAACAAACCAGCUGGAACAUGCCACUUAAGUUUUUGUUAUUAAUUUUAGCGUUAGGAUUAGUGCAUAAAGAAGCACAAUCUGCGGGCAUCCAAGGCAAUUCCAACGUGAAUCUGCACAACACGCGACGACAUCUUGAGAAAAGGGCCAGGCGUGCCUUUAUAAUCACGUGCUGCAACCAAAAUUGUCAGGACAUGUACACCAAAGUCUACCCUGAACUCUACGGCCCGCCACCUGACACAAACGACACCAACUCGUCCAACAAAGAUUACGCCGAGAGUAAAAAUGCUGAUCUUGAUGAAAGCCCUCACGAGCAAGACAGAAACGAUGAAAAAAGUGAUGAGGGCGAGCAAAACGAUGACGUUGUUGAGAAAGAGGAAAACGAUUUUGAAGGAAAAAGCAGCACUGACGAGACACCAGGCGUAAUGACAGCGUCACCAAUAAUAAAGUUGGAGGAGAUGAAGGCUGCCCCGAAACCAGCCGCGAAGGCUGCACCAAAAGCGGCUGCGAAACCAGCCGCAAAGCCUGCACCAAAAGCGGCUGCAAAACCAGCUGCAAAGCCAGUGGCAAAGACGGCUGCAAAGACAGCCGUGAAACCUGCAGCCAAGCCCGCAGCAAAACCUGCUGCGAAACCAGCCGCCAAGCCAGCAGCAAAAUCAGCCGCGAAACCUGCAUCAAAAGCACUACCUAAGCCAGCCGCGAAGCCAGCCGCAAAGCCAGCCGCAAAGCCAGCCGCAAAGCCAGCCGCGAAGCCAGCUGCAAAGCCAGCCGCGAAGCCAGCUGCAAAGCCAGCCGCCAAACCUGCUGCUAAGUCAGCCGCCAAACCGGCAGCAAAGCCUGCAGCACAACCAGCCGCAAAGGCCAAAGUGGCUGCCAAAUCAGCCGUCGUGAACAAGCCAUCAGCAGCGAAGCCGGCGUCGAAAUCGAUACCAAAGCCAGCCGCCAAACCCGCGGCCAAACCAGCCGCCAAACCAGCUGCUAAGCCUGCGGCCAAACCUGCUGCCAAACCUGCUGCCAAGCCAGCCGUGAAGGCUCCAGCACCAGUCAAACCCGCCGUUGUGCCGACUAAAGCGGCUGUUGUUCAAGCGGUCAAGACAACAGCCGCCCCUGCCAAGGCUCCAGCAGGAGACGAAACCGUGGAUAUUGAUAUUCUUGUUGGAAUGGUGGACAAUGGAGAAGACACAACGACGACGACGACAACAACAACAACCACUCUGCGGCCGACACAAAGGGCGUUCAUUCCACCUGUGUUCAACGUGCCCGCGGCCCCACCGCCCACGGCGGCACCAGCUGCGACCCCUCCGCCAUUCAGGCCGCCGGUGUUUGUGCCUGCGACUCCGCCGCCGAUCGUCGCGCAGCCGGUGCCGGCGGCCACUCCGCCGCCGUUCAGGCCUCCCGUAUUCCAGCCGGCGGCGCCGCCGGCCCCCGUUUUCGUGCCGCCGGUGAACACGCCGCCACCGUUCGUGCCGCCCACGCAGCCGCCCUUCAGGCCACCCGUGGCCAACCCCGCGCCCCCAGCGCCCGUGGUAACCGCGGCGGCGCCGCCGCCCUUCCGGCCGCCGGGGGCUAACCCCUUCCCGAUUGCCACCGCGCCACCCCCGGCUCCAGGCGGCCCGCCGCAGCAGGCGUGGCGGCCCCCGGGCGGCCCCGUCCCCGCGCCGGCUGGCGCAACCACCGGAAAGGGGUCGUUGGAGACCACCACAAAGUUUGACUACGUCGACAUUGACCAGAUGGUCAACGAGCUAGAGGCGGAAACCACGCCGCCACCCAGCGCCGAUAAGGACGCAUUUGGAGGCCUGGACAUCGGAGGCAUGGUCGGAGGGUUCUUGGGCGGUUUUGCAAGCUCCAACUCAAAGGACGGAAAAAAUGAUGCCCCCGGGGAUGCACCGCCAGAGUAAUUUUUUAUUAUCAAUAUAACCGCUGAGAGAAAUAAAUUUUAUGAAUUGUA
This is a messenger RNA of Cloeon dipterum, 2034 nucleotides long. RefSeq lists its product as uncharacterized. The transcript has 5 exons. The record is from RefSeq and is a predicted model, not a curated record. Bases 107 to 1984 code for a protein of 625 amino acids. NCBI's taxonomy places the organism in Eukaryota, Metazoa, Arthropoda, Insecta, Ephemeroptera, Baetidae.